This is a messenger RNA of Ustilaginoidea virens, 921 nucleotides long. RefSeq lists its product as uncharacterized. The coding region runs from base 1 to 921 and encodes 306 amino acids. Gene Ontology annotation, molecular function: DNA-binding transcription factor activity, RNA polymerase II-specific; zinc ion binding. The record is from RefSeq and is a predicted model, not a curated record. Lineage: Eukaryota; Fungi; Ascomycota; Sordariomycetes; Hypocreales; Clavicipitaceae. Gene Ontology annotation, biological process: regulation of DNA-templated transcription. The transcript is spliced from 3 exons.
AUGGGGGUCAACUCCUUUCACGCUCGGUCUGGGUCCACGGCGCAACUGGACACCGGGGAUAUGCACGUUUGCCACAUUUGCCUGAAGCAGUUCAGUCGAAGAGACUUGCGAGAGCGACACAGGAGACGGUGUGAGAAGUCGAUUGGCAAAAUCAUCCCCACCAAGAAGCGAUCAUGCGAGAGAUGCAUCUCGUUCAAGGUCAAGUGCGACUAUGAAAAGCCCUCAUGCACCAGAUGCUUGAACCGCUCAGUGGCCUGCGAAUACAAGCUGGAGCCUCGCGUCAAGGUGCCGCUCAACCCAGCCUUCAGCUUGGGCCCCAACUCGGCCUUUUCGGGAUCCCUCGACGUCUUUUCCACGCACAACGCCCGCCAGAGUGCACAUUUUGCCUGCGCCCCCCACCAGCCCGCAGCCUCGACGGCAGCGUCGUCAUCGUUAUCGUCGUCUUCCUCGUCGUCGACAUCCUCCUCCUCCCGCUCCACCCUCACCGCGCCGGACAUGGUGUUUGACCUGCCAUGUCCCACCGCUUCGUCGGGCGACGCGGCGGCUCUGGACCUAGCCGGCCAGAGGUACUACGCGGCGCCCUCGACAGGCGACUACUACCAGCACUGGGCACACGACGGCAGCAGCAGCAGCAGCGGUGGCGGCGGCGGCGGCGGCGGCGGCGGCGGCGGCAACGGGCAGGGCUCGCAGUGGGACGCGACGACGGUGUGGUCGGACGGGUCGUCGAGCCUCCUCGACCCUGUCAUGCUAGACGACCCCAUGAUGGAUUCCAACUGGGCCGCGGCCGCAAACAUGCCGGACCUGACCAUGUGCAUGGACACGUACGAUCAGGGCUGCGUGUUUUACGCCCCAGACUUUCAGCAGCCCUCGCAGGGGCGCUCGAGUAAGCGUUCGGGAAAGUCGGCCUCGCUGUCAUAUUGA